Haemonchus placei is the source of this 480-nucleotide messenger RNA. The record is from the annotation of a GenBank genome assembly. NCBI's taxonomy places the organism in Eukaryota, Metazoa, Nematoda, Chromadorea, Rhabditida, Trichostrongylidae.
AUGGUAAUAAAGUUCACAUCUAACGUCGUCAGCCCACCGGCUCUUCUGUAUAUGGGUGUAGAUAAGUACGAGAACGAGGAGCUUAUAAAGUAUGGAUGGCCAGAAGAUGUAUGGUUUCACGUUGACAAGGUUUCUUCAGCUCACGUUUAUUUACGGUUACCAAAGGGUAUGACUAUCGACACGAUACCGCAGGCAUUGAUUGACGAUUGUUGCCAACUUGUGAAAGCUAAUUCCAUAGAAGGAAACAAGAUGCAUGAUGUUGGUAUUGUAUACACAAUGUGGGAGAAUUUGAAGAAAACUGGUGAUAUGGCGGUGGGCCAGAUCGGAUUCCAUGACCACAAGAAAGUGAAGCGAUGUGUAGUAGCGAAACGGAUCAACGAAAUCGUCAAUCGGCUCAAUAAGACCGAAGUAAAGGAGGAUAUUGACUACAGGCCGGCGUUCAAUUCUGAUAAUUUGAUCACUAUGAGGGAUACUACCUAG